AUGCAGCAGUUGAACUGCGUAAGCUUGCUGCUCUGCCUCAGCGUCCUGCUGGCCGCACUCAGCCCCUUCGUCGCCGCCGCACGCAGAGAAGCCAGAAGCAGCCUAGAAGCUGUGAAGGGCGGCGAGGAGGUGAUCCGAAGGGAGGAAGUUCAUUUCAGUGGCCGCAUACCCUUCACCGCCGAUUACCAUACAAUCCACAGGCACCCGCCAAAGCACAACUAG
This is a messenger RNA of Phragmites australis (common reed), 222 nucleotides long. RefSeq lists its product as uncharacterized. The record is from RefSeq and is a predicted model, not a curated record. The transcript has 3 exons. Bases 1 to 222 code for a protein of 73 amino acids. NCBI's taxonomy places the organism in Eukaryota, Viridiplantae, Streptophyta, Magnoliopsida, Poales, Poaceae.